This is a messenger RNA of Carya illinoinensis, 443 nucleotides long. RefSeq names its product TMV resistance protein N-like. NCBI's taxonomy places the organism in Eukaryota, Viridiplantae, Streptophyta, Magnoliopsida, Fagales, Juglandaceae. The transcript has a single exon. Gene Ontology annotation, biological process: signal transduction. The record is from RefSeq and is a predicted model, not a curated record. The coding region runs from base 1 to 405 and encodes 134 amino acids.
AUGACUUCUUCCAUUGCCUUUCAAUCAGGAGCUUCUUUCUCCUCUUCAUCUCCUUCCAUCCCUCCAUGGAAUCAUGAUAUAUUCUUGAGCUUUAGAGGUAAAGAUAUUCGCUAUAAAUUUAUUUCUCAUCUAAAUCAUGCUUUGCGUCAAAGUGGAAUCAAGACUUACAUGGAUGGUGUCGACCUUGAAAGAGGAGAAGAAAUUUUGUCAGAACUUUUCAAAGCUAUUGAAGAGUCACAGAUUUCGAUCAUUGUAUUCUCUAAAAACUAUGCAGAAUCCAGAUGGUGCUUAAACGAGCUAUUGAAGAUUCUUGAGUGUAAGAAAAUAAUGAAACAAGUUGUUCUACCGAUAUUCUAUAAGGUAAAACCAUCAGAAGUACGAGAACAAAAAGGAAGAUUUGGAUAAGCAUUUACUAAACUUGGAGAGAAAAUCAAGGAUGACAU